AUGUAUGCAGCUGUUCGGUUUGGUCAACGUCACGUACAAAUAUUCCUUUUAUUCACUGCCAUAGUUGUCAAUUAUGUGGCGAAAUUCAAUGUUGGCGUAGCUGUGGUCGCUAUGACCAAUGCAGCGACCACAAAUCCCAAUUUUCCGGAAUACAACUGGAGCGACAUGGAAAAGUCAUAUAUACUCUCGAGCUUUUUCUGGGGAAAUUUCAUCACACAGUUUCCCGGCGGCUAUCUGUGUCGACGUCUGGGCGCCAAACGCACCAUGUUCAUUUCCACACUGGGUUCAUCACUGUUGGCGCUCCUACCGCCACUAUGCGUCAAUUGGGGCGGCUGGAGUAUUUACUGUGCCAUACGCGUCAUACAGGGCCUAUUUCAAGGUUUUCUCUUCCCCUGCAUACACGCGCAUCUGGCCGCAUGGUGUCCGAUCAAUGAACGCAAUCGAUUGGGCGCCUUAGCCAAUACAGGCAUCGAAUGUGGUACGCUACUCGCGAUGUUUGUGAGUGGCAUGCUGGCGGCUUCCAGCAUUGGUUGGCCGGGUAUGUUUUAUAUCUCCGGUGGCAUGGGUUUGAUCUGGUGCGUUGCGUGGCUACUGCUGUCCGCCAAUAAACCAAGUGAGUCGAAAUUCAUUACAACAGCUGAACUCAAUUACAUUGAUGCGUCGAGAAGUAGUAUUAGAAAAAAAGGGAAUGAGGAUGAAGUGCCGCCCACUGCGCCGGUGCCUUGGCAUGCCAUCUUAACCUCGCUGCCCUUCUGGGCUUUGGUUGUUGCACGUUCAGCGCAUUCUUGGGGCUUCUCCACGCUGCAGGCCGAGAUUCCGUCCUACAUGAAAGGUGUGCUCGAUAUGGAUAUGCAGAGUAAUGCUUUCUACUCUGCGCUACCCUAUUUGGCGAUGUGGUGCAUGUCCUACGUGUAUCUGAUUGUGUCGGAUGUGCUGCUGACGCAAAACAUACUCUCACUCACUGCCAUACGUAAGACUUUUAAUACAUUGUCGUUUUGGAUACCUGCUAUGGGGUUGAUCUGCAUUGGGCUGUUGGAAAAUGAUCAGAAAAUAUUCGCCAUUGUACUGAUGAUGAUUAGUGUGGGUAUGAAUGCUGGUGCCACCAUCGGCAGCGCACUAAAUACGAUCGAUCUGUCACCAAAUCAUGCCGGCAUUUUGAUGGGGAUCGUUAAUGCGGUGGCAAAUGUGAUACCCAUAAUUACGCCGCUGCUUGUCGGAGUUGUGGUAACCGAUGAGCAUAGUCGUGAGCAAUGGCAAAUAGUGUUCAUAAUAGCCGCAGUGGUGUUUGCUUUGGGAAAUUUGUUCUACUUAAUUUUUGGUCGAAUGGAAUUACAGCCAUGGGAUGAUAAUGACCAUCUACGGAGAAAGGAAGUUCAGAAUAGGAAGCUGGCGAAAAGGUCCGAUAUGAUGGCGUAUAAGGAGAAACCUAACUGCGUUUUUGUUUUAAAAAUGGUCAAACAAAACUUUGAAUAA
Rhagoletis pomonella (apple maggot) is the source of this 1473-nucleotide messenger RNA. Its product is annotated as putative inorganic phosphate cotransporter. Gene Ontology annotation, molecular function: transmembrane transporter activity. The transcript has 4 exons. Gene Ontology annotation, biological process: transmembrane transport; monoatomic anion transport. The record is from RefSeq and is a predicted model, not a curated record. The coding region runs from base 1 to 1473 and encodes 490 amino acids. NCBI's taxonomy places the organism in Eukaryota, Metazoa, Arthropoda, Insecta, Diptera, Tephritidae. Gene Ontology annotation, cellular component: plasma membrane.